AUGAAGCUGCGACAUGGAGAUCAAACGGAGGAGCGCUUUUAGGACUGAGCAGUAAGGCUGUACACUGCACACAUUUCACGGACGAGGAUUUGGAAAACUAGGCUUCGUUGUCAUCGAAUGCCACGGUCCCUGAAUUCCACUGCGGGCCUUAAAUUUAUAGCAAAGUGAAUUUCCCCUCUAACGUGCAGAUAGAAAAUGUACUUUGAGACUCAAUAACGCGGCCGGAUCUCUUUUGCGCUAGAUAUGGACAAUGGAGAAAUUGCGUGUAAGUAGCUGACCUUGUUGUUUUAGGGGCAGAUCGCAAAGUUUGAGCACAGUUAGGAGGCGAUCAGGAGAAGCUGAGACUGAUUGACCAACGUGCAUUGCUGUGGUGAUUUCUUUGGAUUUAAUUGAGAUGUAUAAAACGAGUGUCCAUUGCAACUGAGUGAAAGUGACAAGAAUCCACGAGCGCUGUGCGUGCGUAAUUCACGUGGAGGCGCCGACGUAAACUAAAAGUACUAGAACGUGCCUGUUUAGAUUUUCCACAAAGUACAGUUUUGCUUUGCUUCACUAUGAGUUUAGUCGGAGGAUUUCCUCACCAUCCCGUGGUGCAUCACGAUGGCUACUCGUUUGCCGCGGCCGCAGCUGCCAGCCGAUGCCAUGAAGAAAAUCCGUACUUCCACGGGUGGCUCAUCAGCCAUCCAGAAAUGUCUCCACCCGACUACAGCAUGGCACCCGCGUACAGUCCCGAAUAUGCAAAUGGUGCGGCGGGUCUCGAACACUCGCAUUACGGUGGAGUUCCGGGAGCCGGCGCCGUCGGAAUCGGACCCCGUCCCGUCAAACGGAGACCCACGGCCAACCGAAAGGAGAGGCGUAGGACUCAAAGUAUCAACAGCGCCUUUGCCGAGCUCAGAGAGUGCAUCCCCAACGUGCCAGCAGACACAAAGCUGUCAAAAAUAAAGACUCUUCGGCUGGCUACCAGCUACAUCGCCUACCUCAUGGACAUUUUAGACAAGGACGAGCAGAACGGAGAAGCCGAAGCUUUUAAAGCGGAAUUCAAAAAGACGGACGCCAAAGAGGAGAGGAGAAAGAAAGAAGUGAAUGAAGUUUUGAAAAGUUCUGCAAGCAACAGCGACAAGAAAACCAAAGGAAGAACGGGGUGGCCGCAGCACGUCUGGGCGCUGGAACUCAAACAGUGAAGAAUCGCCCCCAAUGACUUGAAAAGUCUUCUAGACUCCUUUUUAAUUUGUACUCUCGCAUUAUUUAAUGGAAUAUUUAUGUGCAAUUUCCCAAAAAUGGAGAGUGGAUAUUUGAAGAAAACCAUUCCAUUUUUUAAAGAGGAGAAGACCUUUUUGGUAAGGGAUUGUGUAUUUUUGUCUCUUGUGGUGAAUGUGUUUCCUAGUGUAAGCCAAGCAACAUGUUUGGCAAUAACGUGUAUGUGAAGCAAAGUUUUUCCCCCCUCACUCACUCUCUAUUUCUUCCACCGUUUCUUAGGAUAUAAAAUAUUAAUGGAGCAAAAAUGGUAUUGAUGCGAUUCAAGAGACAUUUUAAUGUUACGAAGUGUUGUGUUGUCUUUUUGUGGUUGUCUGGUGAUGUUAAAGAGAUGUUCCGUCCACUCAAGUGCACUUCCGUCCAUUUGCAAGAAAAUUAAAUAAUAUUGGAGAUGUAAACAAUGUAAUUAAUUCAAUAAACCACUGUUUGUUUUUAAACGAA
Messenger RNA from Paramormyrops kingsleyae, 1692 nucleotides. It is a transcript of the gene hand2, whose product is annotated as heart and neural crest derivatives expressed 2. Gene Ontology annotation, biological process: heart development; regulation of transcription by RNA polymerase II. Lineage: Eukaryota; Metazoa; Chordata; Actinopteri; Osteoglossiformes; Mormyridae. The record is from RefSeq and is a predicted model, not a curated record. Gene Ontology annotation, molecular function: DNA-binding transcription factor activity, RNA polymerase II-specific; RNA polymerase II transcription regulatory region sequence-specific DNA binding; protein dimerization activity.